AUACAGCUUUUGGGAGAGUGUAGCUGGAUAUUUCAGACGGAAAUUCGUUCAUUGUCUUAUUCUGUGCCAGGAAAGUACUGAAUCCUUGUAGUUAUGGCGGAAGGAGGGACAAGCGAAAGCCGUACGCUCGUGGAAGCAUCGCUAAAAGUCGGGAAGUACCCCCCGCUAUUGGGCGCUACCGUAGAGGAAGAAACUAUCGAAGAGGGGGGUUUCGCUACACAAGAAGAGGUGGAUGAGACAGAUGUAGAGAUAUGCGGCAUCUGUCUUGUAGACUCGCCAAGAUCAAGUCACGUGAUAGAGGAGUGUGGUGACGUGUUCUGUGAGAGCUGUCUCCGGAAUCAUUGUCAUUACGUCAUGGAAGAAGGGACGUGGAUAAUCAAGUGCGCAGGAAGCGGAUGUGACGUCACUAUUCCCGCUGACGUUCUUUGGGCUGUGCUUGACCAAAGAACCUUCAUCAGACAGCAGAAGAAGGCAGAGGAACAAGAGAGGGAACGUCGAGUUUUGGAAGAGGAACGAGAGGUCGACUGGUGCCCGAAGUGUCACGGGAUUUCUCGCGUGAGUUCGGAGGCGUACCCUGGCGGACGGCGGCGGGCGGACUGUGAGAAAUGCGGGCAUCCGUUCUGCACCAGGUGCCGGGACUGGUGGCAUGGAAGGUUAGGGGAGUGUUCUCACCGAGUGUGGAAGAACUACCGAACAAGUGGCAGGAUCACGAUUUCUGGUCAGACUGGGAUGGAGGGAUGGGAAGAGAGAGUGAAGGGAAGAAAGAAGUACGACGCUCUCUCCAACAAACUCAUCAUGGACAGCACCACACCCUGUCCGAAAUGCCAUAUUGCAAUAUACAGGACAACCGGGUGCAACCACAUGGUUUGCGUCAGGUGCAGGCACAGCUUCUGCUACGACUGCGGGGCUGCGUCAUGCAUCUGUAGACGUCGGCGCGACCGUGCAGCCAACCAGCCGCCACCGAUUGUAAGUGCAAUCCAAGGGAUCCUUGAAGCCGAUUUGUCCGCCUUCGACAACGCAGAGUGCGCAGCCUGCCCAGCAUGCCAUCGGAUGAACCGGAAGCGAAACACUGACAACCACAUCCGGUGUGUCGUGUGCAAAACUAGCUACUGCUUCACCUGCAAGAGGAGGCUGACGGGAAAUGUUGGCGGCCAUUUUAAGAAGGGCAUGCCCUGUGUCCAGCACACCUCUGCAAAAAGUACCAUCACAUCUGCAGAUGUUGUUUCAUGGUGUCAGGACAUGUAUGGUAGUUGGGCCGACGGAUUGGUCAAGCUAGUCAAACCUAAACGACGGGCGCUCCAAGAGCGUAAUACACAAGAAAGUUUUAAGUGGCAGAGGCAAGUCUAUGACGUUGUGAAAGCUCUUGAGCUUGAACUUGAAGAAAAGGCGGUAAAGGAACACACAGAAAACGUGAGACCGGGUGACGUAGUGCGUAAGGUUAACGUCACCCAUCUAAACGGGAACAAGAGUGUUGAAAUAUACUCAAAUUGACCCAAGAAGUAAACAAUAGAAAUAUUUUUACCAUGUUGAUGCACAGGUUUCCAUGAACCAUGAUCACAUGAGUUUUAGUAGUAACGUUUGGGACCGCAUCAUGCGACAGUGAGCAGCGACACCUAGUAGCGCUAUAAGGUGGAACAGGCCAUUUUUGCCAAUGGGGGAGGGGUAGUAGAAGGAUUGACUCAGAUUCAUUAUUCAUAAGUAAUGCGGAUGCCUGUAUGUUAAACUGACUGUAAACA
Molecule: messenger RNA, 1736 nt
Organism: Branchiostoma belcheri (Belcher's lancelet)
Lineage: Eukaryota; Metazoa; Chordata; Leptocardii; Amphioxiformes; Branchiostomatidae
Exons: 7
Coding region: 94-1491 (465 amino acids)
Biological process (GO): protein polyubiquitination; ubiquitin-dependent protein catabolic process; positive regulation of proteasomal ubiquitin-dependent protein catabolic process
Cellular component (GO): ubiquitin ligase complex; cytoplasm
Molecular function (GO): ubiquitin conjugating enzyme binding; ubiquitin protein ligase activity; zinc ion binding
Source: RefSeq, a predicted model, not a curated record